Molecule: messenger RNA, 6101 nt
Organism: Penaeus chinensis
Lineage: Eukaryota; Metazoa; Arthropoda; Malacostraca; Decapoda; Penaeidae
Exons: 7
Coding region: 960-3176 (738 amino acids)
Cellular component (GO): cytoplasmic microtubule
Source: RefSeq, a predicted model, not a curated record
AGGUGUCAGAAACUGAAGCAAAGAUACUGAUUUGGCUUAACUCUUUACACUGGGAUGGCAUAAUAUGCUUGAUUGGAUUCCUUUUAUUUUAGUUUCUUAAUUGUGUUUACACAGAGAUGGCUCCACAAGUGCUUAGUCAUCAAGGAGUUAAUUAUUAGUCCUACAUACCUCGCCUGUUUUCAAUUUUUUGUUUUUUUAUUGCAAUUGUAGAUUAGAUAAUAUUAUAGUAAUUAUAAUGUCAAUAAUGAUAAUAAGAAUAAAAAUAAUGGUAUUGAUAUUGAUAGUAUUAGAAAAGGAAACAUUUUUCCCAGGCAAGAUUUACUCUCUGGACAUUUUGCCUAAAUUCUGAUUUACCCAAACUUCAGUCAGCUCAAGUUUUUAAGGAGUUUUGCCAAAUGAUCAAGGUCAUCUGGCCCAACCUGCAAAAACAAAUCACCUAAAUUUUAUUGUGUAUCUAUAGUACUGUUACUUGCCAUUACUUCUUAUACACUACAUUGAUUUUUAUAUAUUUGUUUCUCAAGUUUUAUUUCAGGGUUACAGUUCUGCUAGAGAAUAUGAGUUUAUUAUAGAUAGUGGAAGGGGAAUAUUGUAAGCAAAUAUUUCACUAAAAUGCACCUACAAUUGGAGAUUAAUCUGUAUAGGGUUCAUGUUGAACAAAUUGUCAAGCUUUGACUCUCCUGUUAUACAGUAUAUCCUUAUUUUGUAUCAGUGGCACUUAAAAGAAUAUUGUCUUUGAUUUAUUUUUAGAUUUUCAUUUUCAUUCAGCCCAUUCAGAAAUAGAAUCUAUAAACAUUAUUAUUCUAACUUAUAUUUCUGAACUGAAGAUGGCAGUGCAUUUUACAGUGAAUUGUAAUCAAAUGACUGUAUAAUCGUGGAUGAUAUAUUUGUUGAAAUAACGUUCGACCAAAUUUUAGUAAGAAGAAAUGCAAUGGUAGUACAAAAUAUCAUGAAGAGGUAGAAUGAAUUUGCCAGCCAAGCGCCGCGGCCUUUCACCCGAGGGACGUCAGAUCAGAGAGCGACAUCAGGGAUCACUCACAAUUGGGCUGCAGGGCAUCACCGUGCAUCCAACGGAACUCAGUCGGAACCAACGUGAUUUCUUACAAGACAAUGUAAGAAGGCUGCAUGAGAUACAAGCUAGGUGUAGGGAUAGAGAAAAUAGCAGGAAACCACAGCCUCUAAGGGCGACACGAGAGAGCUCAGCAAGUACUACUUCUUCACUAAAACAGUUGGACUGCUUAGCCCCAAUCCGCAAUGGUUCAGCAAAGCUUGGAAGACGAAGCCCAAGUUCAGAGUGUGAGGGAAGUGCGCACUCAGACUACUUCUCACUAACCGAUGACCAGAUUGAGACUGCGGCAGCACAGCUCAGUGCCCGUCUCCACAACGGGGUGCAUCUACCAGACCAGAGUGAGAAAGGAGAUGGGAGACAUAUGCAGGAAAAUGGUUUUGGGCAUCAGAGCAGAAGUUCAAGUGCCCUGUCCCAGUCGCUUCCAAUGCCCACCAACAAUUCACUACUGAGGGAUGCCCCACCAAGACUGGCAAGGUCAGGGAGUCCUGUGAUGCUGAGGCCCAUCUCAUCAUCUCGACAUGCCCCUGUUUCCCCACGCCCUGUCAGUGCAGCCCAUCGCCAAAAUUCUGGGGCUGGGUUGGAACUCCUCUCGGGAUGCGAGUUGAACCAUGGAAUGAGGAGGGGGCGGAUGGAUAGUUUGCUCUCAAAGAUAAGGAACCAAAAGCCAGCAUGUGAGUUGGACUACAAUACACAUUAUAGAAAUAUAGAAAAUCAGCACAAAUUAUUACUCGAUAACUCAGACAUGCUUAGUCUUUAUGGCUAUGGUGAGGGAAGUAAUGGCACAGACACACAAAGAUCUGCAACAAGAACAGCCUUGAACACUGCAGGAAGUGGUUCCAAAACAUCAAAAUUGGUUCGUGCUCGUAGUUUUGAUAGAGAUGCCCUUUCCAGGAAAAGUGCAGUAGGGGGACAAAGAGAAAAGUCAGCAAAAUCUUCCACAAAGUCAGAUCAAAGAGCAAUCAGCUCACCAUCUCCACAACUGAAGAAACAUUUCUCAAAAUCCAUUGGUAAUCUGUCCCAUGCUGCCCCAUCCUCAGCUUCAGGGCAGAGUAGUCAGAGUCGUAGUGGCAGUCCAAGCAAAAUGAGAAGUGAAUCUGCUAAUUACAGUGUCAGGCAGUCAGAACAGUCUCAACCAAGCCGUGUUUUGUCAAGUGUUCAAAGCAUUCAGCGAAGUAAGAGCAACUUAGAGUCACCUAGAACAUUUGAAGCUUCCACUGAUGGUGCAAGUGAGGUGCCACCAUUAGAUAAUAGUUCAGACCUUGUUAGCCAGUACAUAGAAAAUGAAUCAAGAAUUAAGUCUGCAGCCACAAGUGCAAUACUCAACAGAACAGCUUCAAGUGGUGAUCUGAACCUCAAUUCAACCCUGACAUCAGAUUGUAACUUCAACAUCAGUGAAGCAGAUCAGUCUGUGUCUUGCAAUUCUGCAAUGGAGAAUCUCCACCUAGACUUACGACCUGAUAGCCAAGUCGGUGGUGAUAUGAGGAUACAAAACAACAACCCAAGUAGUCAGAUGGAAGAGUCUACCUAUGAAUACCAUCCAGAGGUCUAUAUGAAGCCUUACAAUGACAUAGUUGAGCAUGAACAUAUGAGUGAAGCUGUGUUUCCACAGGAGGAAGCCAAAUCUUCCACGCCAGUGCCAAAUGAGCCCCAAGAUUUGCCUAGUGUUAGUUCUAUACCGAAGCUUCUGAAGCAGAAAAGAGAGCAGCAUGGUCAGCCAUCAACUCCAUCAACUCUACGAAGAUCUCAGUCCAUGAAGAACAUUCGCCAGCGCCAGGGAGAGCCUCCCUCAAGUUACAAGAGAGGGAAAUUGCCCAAAUAUCUCUUAGCCCGGAAAGAGGAGGAGAAGAGGUUAGCAGAGAUUGCCCGGUCGGUCGACCCUGAGUGUCCGCCUGGCCAUGCUCCACUUCCUGACCACGAGCGGCGCAACACCCUCCAUCUCCUACGCAAGAGUCAAGCAGAGGCAAUGCGAGAGCUCUCCUCCUUGCCUGUGGCCCAAGACACACUUAGGGUGAAGAAAAGGAGACAAGAUCUAGAGGAUAAACUUAUGCAGAUUGAAGAUGGGCUGCGCAUCUUUUCACAGCCGAAAGUGUAUGUUAUGAAUGAUGAUUGAGAAGAGGAGAAAAGGGUGUGUGUAUUAUAAUAACAUCAAUGAGUUUGUUUUAGCCAAGAAGCAUAGAGUGGGUAUCAACUGAGUAAAAGUGUGCAAGCUUAGGAGUAAUGUUUUCCCGCCAAGCUGUGUCUUUUGAUUCACACAAUUCAGGUACAUUAAGUGUCUUGGUAAUAAUCUGUCUGGAUAUUUUGAAUGCAGGAUUUGUAAUGUGUCCAUCAUCCUUUUUAUUAAUAUAUCAUCAUUAAUGUAGCAUCAUCCACCUCUUUUAUUUAUACAUAAUCAGCAAUUAUGAUUUAAUCAUGAGGAUAAGGUAGUGAUCUGUUCUAUUCAGUUAUUGCGUGAGCAGUAUUAAAAAGGAUAUUUGAAUGACUAAUAAGAAAAUUGUAUGAAAGUUUUCUAUUGAUCCUGUCCUUUUUAAAAGACAUGGACUUUAAAUAUUUUUUUGUAAAAAAGGAAAAAUAAAUUUCCAAUUUUGUCAUAUUGAAUAGGUGAAGGGUCACAGGUUAAAAGGGUUAUCAUGUUUAUAUGCCUUUUGUAAGAAGGAAGUGGUUGCUUAACUACUAAUGUGCCAUAUUUUACUUGAGGAAGUGGCUUUUUAAAUGGAUUAAAAGAAAAAUCUGAAUAAAAUACAUGUUAAUCCAUUGACACUGUGAGAGUGUCAAUGUACUCUGGUUUUGAUUUACUAGUUUUGCAUAUAGAUGGCUUCAGAAGUGCUCUGCCACCAAGAAAUAUAAUUAUUGACUAAGUACUUGUGAAGCCAUAUAUAUAUGUAAACAAAAUGAAAUAUGUACUCACAUUGUCCACAGUUAAAGGUCUUAUGCUAUUCAUGGUAUGUACCUCUAAGGAAACUUCAAAGACUAAUUCUGCCUUAAAUUAUAUGUAUUGUUGAUUUCAAAUUAUAUUUCAUAUAUAAGAGAUGAAGCUAUUGUACUUUCUUUUUCUUGUGGUACAGGUCAGGUACCUUUAAAUUCACAUAUACCCUAAAAACACCCAAAAAGUAUGUGUGAAAAAAGGAAAUUGUGAGGAAAUGGGAGUCAGAUUUGCAGUAACAGUUCAUUGAAAAUCAGUCAUUGUGUCCUAUUACUGAGUACUCUUUGCAUUUCAGUAGCCAAGCUAUGCAUGCCUAAGAUAUAAGCAAUUCAGUGUUGCAUCUCGUUCUCCCUAGGAAGGGCUAGAAUACCUGCUCACUUGGUGACUGCCAUGGCCCCCAGCCAUGCAUGCUGCCCCUUGAACUUAAGUGGUCAUCUUCGCUCUGAGAGUGGAUAUAUCAUGAAAGGGAGAUCUAGAUGCACAAUGAAAUCAGCUUAAUUAUUGAAACAAGCUUUUUCACUAAACGUUGAACAAUGCAGAAGCAACUUUUGAAGGAAAUUUAAGGUGUUGGUUACCACUUAGUUCUCCUCAGUAUUAAAAUAAUAAUAAAUUCAGUAAAUGAAAAAAAAAAAAAAAAAUAAUUCUAGAAAGAAAUUAGAAUGAUCCUAAUUGGCUGUGAACAUUAGGUUAUGAUUUACCAAAGUUAGUAAACUUAAUAAGUAACAGGAGGAAAAGGUAAGAAAAGUUGCUCAUUCCAAGCCUGGAAGGGGUGCUACUCAUAUUUAUUAAUUUUGUUGUGUUACAGCUUUGUAGUCUGAGAGAGGAAGCUUACAGCUUUUAUGUAUAAACAGAAGGUCCUUCUUACCCUUAUUAUGUGAUUUUAUGGCAGUGUUACCUUUUUCAUCGUCAUUUUUUUCUAAUAUCUAUCUUUUAAAAUAUAUUAUUUGGGUUUUAACAAGCUUUGUAUACCUGUGAAUGUCAUUGAGUUUUAUGUGGAAAACUUGUGAAAGGAGAAAGAAGAUUUUAACUUUUAGGAGAAGUCAGUAAAAGAUGGUUUCUUUUACAGUUUUAGUUUAUUAUGCAUUUAUUUUCCAAAUCAUUAUGAUCAAGAAGAAAUCAACCACGGUGUAAAGCAACAGUCAGAUUCACGAUAAAUGUAGGUAGCAUUUUCAUCCAACAUGUUUCCAUGAUGUAUCAAAGGUACACAUUUCUGGAUAAAGUGAAUGUAUUUUGUGCUUCACCUCUCAUUAUAAAGUGUUAGGUCUGCAUAUGCCUUUUGUAUAUUUCUUAGUUAUAGAAUUACAUCUAUGCAACAUUUUCAUAAAAGAUGCAUCAUUUUGUUUCAGAACAAGGGAAAGUAAGCAUUAAGUUAUGGCUUUAAUUUAGUAAUGAGAAAUAGUAAAAAAGAUACAUGGGAGCAGUAAAUAACCUGUAUAUAAUAAUUUCUAUGAUAUACUCUGCCAAAAUUUAUAAGUAUUUUAUAAAUUGUUUUACCUGAUACAUAGUCUGUUGCAUGGCAGGUAAAGUUAAUUUUAACCCUUUCAUGGAGAGCUGCCUCUGCUAUAUUGGAUAUAUCACUAAAUAUAUAACUGGGAACAUUAAUUAGAAAUAAGAAAUGAUUUUCAAAGGAAAGAUCAUAUUCAACCCAUUUCUAAACCUUACAAUGUAUAUAACUUUUUUUCCCUAUUUUAUGUUUAUAUUAACAUAAACAUUUGAUAGCACUUUUGCAUGCAACCCAUGGCAGGGUUAAGAGUAUUAUGGGAACAAUUAUCAUUUAAGUCCUGUAAAGUGCCAGAGCUGAGGAAUUUCAACUAGUUUUGUGGUAUGAGAGUUCCAGAAAAGCUGCAAAGGAGAAGUUUUGUAGAAAACUAGAGUUAAUUUUGUUAACAGGUUUAAUCUUAUGGAAAUAUGUUAGGCUAUAUUUUCUUGGAGGAUCUUCAGGUGAAAAGCCAUUUGUGACUUUUAUUGUUUUUGAAUUUUUGGAAGUGUGUGGUUUACUGUGUUACAACUGGAUGUAAAGAUAAUAGUGACUUUUCACUGCAAGGUGUUUUAAUAUGAAGAGAGAGGGAGUUAUGUUUUGAGAGAGAAGUAAAUAAACGAUAUAUAACAUUGGUA